UCGAUUCAGAUCGCGAUUUUGUUGUUUGACAUUAGUUUGACAUAAUUUUUGGCAUUUCAAGAAAUUACCAGUAUGUGUGCAGGUUCUCCUACUAUUAACGGACUAGACUUCUAAGAUAACGAUAGAACUCGAACUUUGUCAUCCGAAGUUCCAGUAAAGGGGAGAGUUGAAGUUUUGCUUGGAUUUCUAAAACUGCUUAGACCAAGGAUAACCAUGAUAGAUGCAUCUGAAGAUUCAAGCACUAGUGAUCAAGCUGAUACUCAAGAGGCAAAGUUAAUUGCAGUCAGCACUGAACAUACCUCUGAACAAUCCAAUAAUAUGGCUGAAACCAUCCUCAAUGCAGCAAUAGAUCAUGAAAUGGAUGGAGAAGAAAACAUAGAUGGCAAUGAAGAUGAGGAACUGAAUGAAAAAAAAUCAAAAACUGCAGGUGGAUUCACUGGAAGAGGAGUCACCCUACAAAUGUUACUUGAAGACAAUAUCCUUCAGCCGAAAGAGGGUGCCAUGUCGCUCGAAUAUAUGGGUCAAAAAUUUAAUGGGGAUUUGUUAGCAGAUGGAAAAAUUUUUUCUGCUGAAGUCCAAGAAGUUUUCAGUUCCCCAAGCGCAUGGGCCCUACGCUGCAAAAAAAUUGUCAAUCCUGAGCAAAAAUACGGAUGCGGCUGGUCAUCGGUUCGAUAUUGUGGUAGGCCUUUGGAUGUAUAUAAAAAUCAGUGGAUGCGUAAACGACGACUGGAACAGGUUAGUGACAAUUCUACUCCUGAUGAUUGUCAGAUGUCCAACAACGACCCUGUAUUACUGGAAACGGAACCCGAAAUGGUACCAAAUGUCAAAUCUACUACCGAUCGACAAAUAAUUAAGCAUGAAACGCUAGGAAACAGAACGAGUAUCGAGGAUCCAAAUUUGUUGAUUGAAACUAUAUCCUUUGCAAACAUAGGAAAACUUCAACCCUUUUUAAUAUCAUUGAAUACGGCUGUCUUAAUUGUGAUGGAAGUACAUUGCUCCCUGACACGAUCCGAAGUUGUUGGAUACCUAGCGGGGCAAUGGGACAUCAACACAAACACACUCACGAUCAAGCAAGCUUUUCCGCUUUUGAAUCGGAAUGAGGAAAACAAACGUGGCCAAAGUACUGAAGUAAAAAUCGCCCAAUCUAUGGAGAACUCCGGACUUUGUCUGGUAGGAUGGUACCAUAGCCAUCCGCUUUCGCCUCCAACUCCAACGGUACAAGAUAUUGACUCACAGCUUGAACACCAGUUAAGGCUGAAGGGAACCGGCGAGCAAGGUUACCGUCCCUGCGUUGGGAUGAUUUUAUCGCCAUUUCUUCGCACUGAUCCAAACCAAACAAACUCAGCAAGCCAUUUAGCUUGUUAUUGGGUCUGCCCGCCCGCCGAAUCUCGACCACUUGAGCUUGGCCGCCCCAUGGCUAUGCAAUACAAUGUGGUGUAUGAUACUUCCGCAAAAGAAGACGUAGUCUCGAAAUUGGAAACAUGUCUAAAGUUUUAUCAGGAUUCUCCUGAUCGCACAGACUUUGACGAAAUAUGGUGUGAGGAACUAACUUUCUUUGAUAAACUAAAAACAUCGAUAAUGUCCAGCAUGCAGAGUGAAAAAGAUGCUGUGGUUAUGGACUUGAUUGAUACACUUCAAACCGCGAUCAAAAUUGGAUCACUGAAAACAGAUAUUGAAAACGUCGUUUCUACGAAAUCAGCAGAUGGUGAGCCUCAGAAUAAUGCAAAAGAAAUACAAUGCUUGUGAGACAAGAA
Daphnia carinata is the source of this 1754-nucleotide messenger RNA. Its product is annotated as MPN domain-containing protein-like. Gene Ontology annotation, molecular function: polyubiquitin modification-dependent protein binding; metallopeptidase activity. NCBI's taxonomy places the organism in Eukaryota, Metazoa, Arthropoda, Branchiopoda, Diplostraca, Daphniidae. The record is from RefSeq and is a predicted model, not a curated record. The transcript has 9 exons. Gene Ontology annotation, cellular component: BRISC complex; BRCA1-A complex. Gene Ontology annotation, biological process: double-strand break repair. The coding region runs from base 214 to 1746 and encodes 510 amino acids.